Messenger RNA from Sycon ciliatum, 3390 nucleotides. Its product is annotated as G-protein coupled receptor 157-like. Gene Ontology annotation, biological process: adenylate cyclase-activating G protein-coupled receptor signaling pathway; cell surface receptor signaling pathway. Gene Ontology annotation, cellular component: plasma membrane. The coding region runs from base 974 to 2209 and encodes 411 amino acids. Gene Ontology annotation, molecular function: G protein-coupled receptor activity. The transcript has 4 exons. NCBI's taxonomy places the organism in Eukaryota, Metazoa, Porifera, Calcarea, Leucosolenida, Sycettidae. The record is from RefSeq and is a predicted model, not a curated record.
AAUGGCAGGCACUGAUCCUGAAUGCUUGCGCUGAAUGCACAUCAUGGCAGGCACUGAUCCUGAAUGCUCGCGCUGAAUGCACAUCAUGGCCAUCGCGAUAACAUCGCAGGGUCUUUGUUGAGAGCUGAAAAUAAUUCCUGGUAAGGAAGGUGAUCAGGUGGGCCGGGAAGCCGGUGCGAGAAAUUUCCGGCCUUCGGGAAUCGGCGUCGAUUCCUUUUCCAGCGUUGAUUUUCUAUCCCUCAAGGAGCAACACGUUGGACAUCAUUGGUGAGAGACGCGUAGAAUAUAAAGGAAAGGAACUUAGCAGCUAGCAAGACUCUAGUGUGCAGUCGCAAUUUGUAGAGUAGUAUCCAGUUGGCAACUUGGUGUGUCGGUAAGCACUAGCCGAUGUUCGGCAGCAAGGGAAGCAGAUUCUCAGUUUGGCUAACGAUCCGCUUGAUCUGGAACACAACGAUCAAGCGCAGCCAUUCAUUCAAAGUUCGACUUGUGCUGUAAACAGCGAGCUGUACUCAACACAGAGCACUCCUCGCGGGCCCAACACAAGUGCUUGUGCUAGCUGAUGCGGGUGUCGGCGUGCGAAGUCGUCCAGUAUCCUGUUGGAACAGGCUGUGGGACGUGAUCGCUACUGUAAUCAGCCACGCACACACACACACACACACACACACACACACACACACACACACACACACACACACACACACACACACACACACACACACACACACACACACACACACACACACACACACACACGCACACACACACACGCACACACACGCACACACACACACCCAUUUGUGAUUAUAUAAUGCGCUGGAUGGUGUACAGUCGUGCAACAAGCCGUCACAUCAUCCACUGGUCGUUACUGUAGUGGCCUCUCCUGCAUCCUUACCACACUAGCAACAACAUCAGCAGGAACAUCAGCAACAGCAGUAGCAGCGGCAGCAACAGGAGCCGAAGCAGUGGAAGCAGUAUGUGUCUGAAUGGCUCGGCAAUCCUGCACAGCGCCGCCACGAGCGCAAAGCUGUACGAGCGGUGGCCCGGCUCUCGCGUCGUGUCGGUGAUCGUGGCCGUGCUCUCCAUGCUCGCCAGUGUGUUCAUCAUCGCGUCGUUCGUAAUGUCGCAGGACCUGCGCCGCGCCACCUCCCGGCGCAUCGUCGUCUUCAUCAGCAUCGCCGACUUUGUCAGCUGCCUGAGCAACACGGUCGGGGCGCUGCAUCACUUUGACAGUGGGACCGGAUGCUCGGUGCAGGCGAUAUUCACCACUGUGUCCACUCUCUCGUUCAUGUUCUGGACAACUACCCUGGCUGUUUACCUUUACAUGAGCAUUGUCUUGGACAGGGUGCAGCUCGCUAAGAAGCUCAUGCCCUUGUUUCAUUUCGUCGGUUGGGUGUUGCCGCUGAUUAUCGGUAUGAUUGCGUAUUCCCUUGGUGGUCUUGGAGAUUCAUUGACGCUUGCAACCGACGGCUGGUGCUGGGUGUCCGUGGAGCCGCGUUACCCGGCCAGCUGGAGAUGCAAACAUGCAAUGAUAUUGUGGAUGCUGUUCACUAUGAAGGGAUGGGAGCUGGCAAGCUACAUCAUUGUGCCCGCGCUGUAUAUACUCAUCAAGGUGCACAUACGUCGCAACAUGACGAGAGAAGUCGAUGAGCCCGUGAGUCAAGGCAUGAAGGCAGCGUUGGCCACCAUUGACCGCAAGUUGAUUAUUGUGCCGCUGGCGUACGUUAUCCUCCGAGUCUGGGGUACCGUUCGAACGUUCAACUUCAUCUUCAAUCGCUACGGCGAUGGUCAGGAGAUUCCGCCAACCAGCCGCGGUCUAGGCGUGCUUAACUACCUGCAGGCACUUGGUGACAACGGGCAGGGUCUGGUCAACUUCCUGCUCUUCGUCGUCUUCACCAGGAAAGUGCGCGUCACGAUCGGCGACUGGCUACGGUGCUGCACCUGCGCGUGCUGCGUGAUGAUACAGAAACGAGUGACUCGUAGUCAUACGACUCGUACGACAAAUACUACCCGUACACAAAGCACCAGUGGGUCGUUGAAGAUCAGCAGCGGGAGAGUGGCCAUGCUGGCUCCGAGCGAGCGCACUCGCUUGCUGCGGUCGCAGGGCGUGGAGCCGAGCCCGACGCUGAUCCAGUCUGUCGACGAUGAGCCGAAUGCCGUGGUCACGAUGUCCGUGAACGACGGCAAUUCACGAGUGCCCGGUGUGGUAUAGGUGUAAAUUAUGGAGGUGACCAGCCAUUUGUGCUGGAGUUGACAGAGUCCCUCAGCCCGUCGACGAGCCGAGUGCCGUAGCUACGAGGUCCGUAAAAGCCGGUCAUUCACGAGUCCCAGUUGUGGUAUAUGUGUAUACUAUGAUGAUGAUGCGGCGGUUGUGAUGGAGUUGGCCUAAUCCAACACAUAAGAUGCGUAGCUCUCCUGGCUGUUACACGUGCUGUUGGGACUAGUAUCAUUGGUACUGUGGACAUGGGUGCACGCAUGUAGGCAUGCGGGCACACACCUCUCUACCCCCCCCCCCCCCUCGUGCACACACGCGUGCACAACUGUGUUAUCUGCAAGUCUGUGUACACUGCCGUGAUGGACAGCACGAUAUCUUGCGUGAAGCUACAUGUAUGUAGAAUGUCAAGACGUGUUCUCUUACUCACAAACCCGAGGUUAUCCACUAACCAAGGUUUCACUGCUUGAUGGUUGGUCAUUUUCCUAUGCACGCUGGUAUCUUAUAACCAAGCGUAUACCGGUCUCUUGAUUCCUAUAAUUAUCAUAUCUUGAUUCUUGAUUUGAAGACGUGACGCAGCUCUGUAAUACUGUCUCGGCGUUUGAACAGUAAGAUUUUUACGCGGUGGUGUUGUGGAUUCUUUAUGUUCGUUGUAGUAAUGCUACCUUUAAGAUGUGUCGUAUGUGUCACCUGCCAGCUCAUGUAGAAAUGUUCCCUUCAAUGUGGGCAGUACAUACACUUUGUUGUCGUGCUGUCGUGCCAGAGUUGAGCCGCUCAUCGAGUCUGUAUCCGAGACUCGGCAGGCUGUGUUUGUCACGUGACUGGACGUUGCUAUGCGCUCAUGAUCCGUUGUUGUCCUGCCACAACAUUGGUGCAUCGCAUGCCCUCUCAUGUGACUGUGUGAUCUGAUGUCUUGCUCCUGCACACGAUACUAAUCAUGCUCUACUCACCUCAGUCCUUUCAGCUGUACGUACAGAACACAGAAUAUUUAUCUCACCAAAAGGACCUCCUGGUUUCAUAUUAUAGGUAUACUGAGAAUAUUAUGUUUUAUUAGAAGUUCCGGACGUGCAGUUAUAUAAUUAUUUGCCUACCAUCCGGUCUGCUGCUGGUGCUGUUUUCUGUCCUUAUCUCUUUAACUGUUGGUAUUCUCAGUCAAUUGGAAAACCUGGGUGGCAAAUCGA